GCGGCUGUGAUUGAACUAUACGAGGCAAAAAGAGAUCGAAACCCGAGUGGCGGUGCUGCAGCCCCAGUGGUCGUAGGCAGGAUGCAGACCAUAAAGUGUGUGGUGGUGGGUGACGGGGCAGUAGGUAAAACCUGCCUGCUGAUCUCUUAUACAACCAAUGCCUUCCCCGAAGAGUACAUCCCUACAGUGUUCGACAACUACAGUGCACAAAUGAGUGUCGAUGGCCGCAUUGUCAGCCUCAACUUGUGGGAUACGGCGGGCCAGGAGGAGUACGACCGCCUGCGCACCCUCUCCUAUCCUCAGACCAAUGUUUUCAUCAUCUGCUUUUCCAUCGGCAGUCCUUCCUCCCACGCCAACGUCAGACACAAGUGGCACCCCGAGGUGUCCCACCACUGCCCCAACGUGCCCAUCCUGCUGGUUGGCACCAAGAGAGACCUGAGAGGCGAUGCAGAGACGGUGAAGAAGCUAAAGGAGCAAGGCUUGGCCCCGACCACCCAGCAGCAGGGCAACGCCCUGGCCAAGCAGAUCGGGGCCGUUAAGUACAUGGAGUGUUCUGCCCUGCUGCAGGACGGAGUCAGGGAGGUGUUCGCCGAAGCUGUCAGAGCAGUGUUGUAUCCAGUCACAAAAAAGAAUCCCAAGAAGUGUGUGCUCUUGUAAUGAAUAGUUCCCAGAUUUGGACUGUGGGGAGGGAUGAUGGAGAUCUAUAGAUGCAAAGGAAGACGGAGGAUGAAAGGUCGCCGCUCGGCUGCCUGCGUACCACAACGGCAGUUUCCAGCUCUCCUUUAACUCCUCUAUUCCUGAUUCAUCUCCCGGAGGAUCUCACUGUGUUGCCAUCAUCAC
This is a messenger RNA of Salarias fasciatus (jewelled blenny), 840 nucleotides long. RefSeq names its product ras homolog gene family, member Gd (gene rhogd). The transcript has 2 exons. Gene Ontology annotation, molecular function: GTPase activity; GTP binding. The record is from RefSeq and is a predicted model, not a curated record. Bases 82 to 657 code for a protein of 191 amino acids. NCBI's taxonomy places the organism in Eukaryota, Metazoa, Chordata, Actinopteri, Blenniiformes, Blenniidae. Gene Ontology annotation, biological process: small GTPase-mediated signal transduction.